AAAUCUAGCAAGCCUUUCUUUUCCACUUCAGAGAAAGCCCAUCUCACAAUACAUCUGGGAACAGAGGAAAAGGCUUCAAUUCAGCAAGAGCUAACACGCUUAGGAAUUUCUUUCGGAAACUUUAAAAGACUCUUCUGCUUACUACCAUCUGGAAUCCACUGCAGAAACACCAAAAAGGAAAACUUCCUUCAAAAGGAGUAAGAAGUGAGACCAAACUGGGAAUGUUUAAGUCCCUGAAACGGCACUGAAAUAAAAUAAAAAAAAUAAAAAAAAAAAAAGACUGCUACCUUCAUGUUAAAUAUUCUGGAGCAUAAAGAAUCUUAAAUUUUGGAAUAUUCAUCUUGACUACUGAAACACAAGUUUACCAGAUGAGUAGUUUUAUUCCCAUCUCAGAACACAGCUUUUCUUUAAAUUUAUAAUCCAACAGGUUGGCUUCACUGACUACAUUUUUCAAAAGUUGUCCGUCAGUUACCCAAACUCUGGAUUCACGGAUUUUCUGGAUUAGAAAAUGAGAAUAUUUUCCUGUUGAAGAACCAAGUGGAAAAUUUACAACAACGAAUUUCAUGUUUCUUAUCGAGAUUUCAAAGAAAAAGGAAAUAUUUAUAAAACCAUCCAAAGAUACAAAGAAUUUCCACAUACUUUGGAGGUUAUAAAGUGGUCACAAUCUGAAUACCAAAGAAGACUGCAGCUGACCAAAGGACUUCAAUUCUGUAAACUGGACGUGCCUUUAUAAUGGUAAGCAAUAACAGCUCCAAUUGCUCCUAUGAUGACUCCUUUAAGUACACUUUGUAUGGGUGCAUGUUUAGUAUGGUGUUUGUGCUUGGGUUAAUAUCCAACUGUGUUGCCAUAUACAUUUUCAUCUGCACCCUCAAAGUGCGAAAUGAAACCACAACGUACAUGAUUAACUUGGCAAUGUCAGACUUGCUUUUCGUUUUUACUUUACCCUUCAGGAUUUUUUACUUUGCAACACAGAACUGGCCAUUUGGAGAUUUACUUUGUAAAAUUUCAGUGAUGCUGUUUUAUACCAACAUGUAUGGAAGCAUUCUGUUCUUAACCUGUAUUAGUGUGGAUCGGUUUCUGGCAAUUGUCCACCCGUUUAAGUCAAAGACUUUAAGAACCAAACGAAAUGCAAAACUCGUGUGCAUUGCUGUGUGGCUAACUGUGAUAGGAGGAAGUGCACCAGCGGUUUUUUUUCAGUCCACCAACUCUCAUUUUUGCUUUGAAAAAUUUCCAGAAGCCACAUGGAAAACAUAUCUCUCAAGGAUUGUAAUUUUCAUUGAAAUAGUGGGAUUUUUUAUUCCUCUAAUUUUAAACGUAACUUGUUCUAGUGUGGUGCUAAGAACUUUAAAUAAACCUGUUACAUUAAGUAGAAGCAAAAUAAACAAAACUAAAGUUUUAAGAAUGAUUUUUGUACAUUUGGUCAUAUUCUGCUUCUGUUUUGUGCCUUACAAUAUCAAUCUUAUUUUAUAUUCUCUUAUGAGAACACAAACAUUUGUAAAUUGCUCAGCAGUGGCAGCAGUAAGGACCAUGUACCCAAUCACUCUCUGCAUUGCUGUUUCAAACUGUUGCUUUGACCCUAUAGUUUACUACUUCACGUCGGAAACAAUUCAGAAUUCAAUAAAAAUGAAAAACUGGUCUGCUAGAAGAAGUGACUUCAGAACCUCUGAAGUUCACAGCACAGAGAACUUUAUUCAGCAUAACCUACAGACCUUAAGUAGUAAGAUAUUGGACAGUGAAUCUACAAUAUAAGCUGCCUGAAAUGAAACGGCUGGGACUACACUGGGAAACUCUAAGUUCCUUCAAAUGUGAGAAGUGUUUUCUUGGACAACUAUUUCUCCACCUCUGAAGGAAAAUGAACACGUGGACAUUUUAAAGUUAGUAGUAUAAAAAAUUGUAUUCGAUGUGUUAAGCAUUAAAAUGUAUUCUAUUCUUGUAUACAUAACCAUUUUAUUUUUCUGAGCCAUUUUGACCCGUACCUUCUUCUUCAUUAAAAAAUCCCUAAAAGACUUGUUCAAAGUCUAAAAGCGACUAUGAUUUAAAUCAUUUGGUGACCAUGAGUACUGUUUAAUUUCUUGCAAUUUUAACUAAAUGAUUUAUAACAAUUAAAUGUUUUGCGUAUUUAAUAUUUUUAUUCAACGUAUAUCUAAUUUCUAUUUCAAUUUGAAUUGAAACUACUAAUCAUGUUUCUUGAACUAUAAUAUAAACGAGAAGGAGAAUAAUUUGCAAUAAUAAGUGGUUUUGGAGUGCUUUUUAAAAAAUAGCUAAAAAUAUCUUCUGGAAUACCAACACACUAUUUGGGGAUCUCGAGCAGUUACAAAUAAUAUUCAGGCUUUUGUCUUUGUAGGCAAUGCAUAAGAAGCAUGUGCUAUCUAACCAUGUAGUAUGUAUGCUUUAAAAUUAUUAUUUUGGUCUAUUUUCUGGAUAUAACAGUGUUCAAUUUCAAAAUAAUAUAUGUCACGAAAAUUGAGAGGGAAGAAACUAAAAAAUGCUGUUUUGCUAGUACAUUAAAAAAAAAACUACAUGGAGGUACAUUUUAAAGGCAUAUUUUGUCACAAUAAGUAACUUGUAUAUGUAUUUUAAGUCAGAAAUACCACAGAUAGUAAGAUAGUGAAAUAUAAGACUUGGUGCUUUGAAAGUGAUCAAUAAAUAUAUUACUUCCCUUCUCUCUUUUGACCAUUUAAAGUGAAAUAUUGAACAGCUGAAAAUAUUAUUUCCAGUACACAAAAUGUUAAUGUAUGUCAAAAUAAUUUAUGAAGUAAAAACAUAGUUCCUUAUAUAAAAAGCAACAAAACUACAGGGCCUGUUGUACUGAGUUCAGUACAACUACAUUUUCAUUUUCUUAAACACAGAAAAGGUAUCAAUUUGAGCUAUAAUUUAGUAGAUAUUAAGUACCAACUACACUAAAACUUUUUCAUUUUCCAACAUAUUUUCUUUCAAAUUCAAGCAGUUCUCCAAAGUUAACUAAAAAAGAAUGCUUUUUGUUUGAGAAAAAUGACAUAAUUAAAUUCAGCUUUCAAUGUAUUUGAUUUUUACAUCUAAUCUUUGAAGUCCUGAACACAACUUUGGACAAAUACUCUUUUUUUUUUUUUUAAGUGAUAGAAGUUUAUUAAGUGAAAAUACAGAAGAAGCUGUCAAGAGUGAGAGGGGUCCCAACAGGGUUGCUAUGGACAGUUACUCUUAAUUUAAAUUUGAUUUUUCCUGUUCUCUGGGUUUGGGCUACAAUGAUUUCAGACAAAUCAUAGUCAUUUGCUAGAUAAGUAAUCCAUUUUCAAUAAAAUAACGGGGGGAUUUUCUUUAGGUAGCCAUGGUUUCCUCUAGAUAAACCAAAAGCAAAAUAAAUCCUUACUGUCUUCAA
Messenger RNA from Ailuropoda melanoleuca (giant panda), 3355 nucleotides. RefSeq names its product lysophosphatidic acid receptor 6 (gene LPAR6). Gene Ontology annotation, biological process: positive regulation of Rho protein signal transduction; phospholipase C-activating G protein-coupled receptor signaling pathway. The transcript has a single exon. Lineage: Eukaryota; Metazoa; Chordata; Mammalia; Carnivora; Ursidae. Bases 733 to 1749 code for a protein of 338 amino acids. The record is from RefSeq and is a predicted model, not a curated record. Gene Ontology annotation, cellular component: plasma membrane. Gene Ontology annotation, molecular function: lysophosphatidic acid receptor activity.